AAAAAGAGUCACGUGGUUGGCUAUAUGCGACGGCGCAGGGAAACAAACUGUGGUGUUGGAGUGUUGUUUUGCUGUUUGAGUUCAGAGCGGAGUUAGACAGUACAGAUUCUGUCCAGGGGGGAGAAUAUUGCACCAUCUUAAUGGAGCUAUCAAAUCCCAGUAGAACUUGAUUGGUGUUGGAACUCGCCGGCGCCAUGGCAUGUUCUUCUGAAGGCGAGGUGCGGGCCGUUGUGGGCCCUGGAGAAACGGGAACAGAGGGAGCCAGAGCAGAUGCCCGAGCCGUCGACCGACACUACCAGGCUUCUGUGCCCGUCAUGACUGCCUCUCCUGUAACGUUAAUGGUGGAGUCUGUGGAUGAUGCAGAAGGACUUAUUGUAGCGGUGGAGAGAUGUCCUCUGUGUAACACUGCUAGGCGCAGGCUCACCUGUGCUCGGUGCAUUAAAGCUGGAGAUUUUGUUUACUUCGAUGGUAGAAAUCCUGAAAGGUACAGUGAAAAAUUAGAAAGACUUCAGAAAAUCAGGAAUGAGAAGGAAAGCCUUCAGCAAAGAGUUAUCAAAGCCAUGGACAAAAAGGUCCAGACUGACCAGCUUAAGUGGAAGAUCAUGUCAUGCAAGAUGAAAAUUGAGCAGUUAAAAGAAGCAAUAUGCAGUGGCAAUGAAGAUGUAAAGAGUGGAAAAGAUGUGCUGCUCCGCUCUCAGGAAGAGGGCCAGAGGCUGCAGCGGCGGGCAAGCCGCCACCAAGAGAAGAGAGAUAAGAUAGAACGGCACAACCGACGCCUGAGUGAGCUUUUGGAUAAAAGGAAUAAAGAGUUGCAGAGCAGACUGGAGACUCUGGCUGAGGUCCGGAGGGGGCACAUCCUGGAACUCACUACCUUUAUCUUCCCUACACAAGAGGAGAAGCAGGGUAGCAGGGACCCAGCAGAAACUGCUGCAGCAGAGCAGGACUUUGCCCUUACAUCCAGCACUGUGAGUGAGUUAGCUGAAGCCAGGAGAACCACUUACAUGUCUGGACGCUGGAUCUGGGAUGACCAGAAUGGAGAGACAAGCAUUAGCAUCACUGGGCCCCAUGUGACACUCCCCAGCAAUGGUGACUGCUCGGCUUACUACACUUGGGUAGAGGAGAAAAACACCAAUCAAGGCCCAGAGCUGGAUCACAUCACUCCAGCACACACCAUAAGUGCAGCCCUCUGCUAUGCUACUCAAUUAGUCAACACACUCUCCCACAUUCUGGAUGUCAAUCUGCCAAAGAAGCUGUGCAACAGUGAAUUUUGUGGUGAUAACCUAAGCCGUUAUAGAUUUACUCGUGCAGUUAACAAACUCAACACCAACAUCCUGCAUCUUUGUUUUUCCCAGCACGUGGAUAGUGAGCUGCUGCAUCCCCACCACACACUACGGAACAUCAUGUUCCUGGUCUCUCCAGAAAAUAAAAAUCUUGGCAGGACUGGACCGUUUGAGGUCAGUGCAGAUCUGGAAGACUCAAUGGAGUUUCUUGAGCCAGAGGCUUCAGGGACUGCGGAGGAGAGCGGAGACGAGGCGGUAACAGAUGAAGAGACAGAUUUGGGCACAGACUGGGAAACUGUACCCAGCCCACGUUUCUGUGAUAUCCCCUCUCAGCCCAUGGACCUUUCUCAGAGCACGGCCAUGCAGGUCUCGCAGCCAGCAGGCAAUGCCGGCGGCAUGAUCUCCUCUGCUGCUGCCUCUGUCACCUCCUGGUUCCGUGCCUACACUGGCCAGCGCUGAGACCGGGCUAGAGGGUUCAAUAGCUAUGCAAAUAGACUAUAUUUAGCCCCUUUUUGGCAAGAGUUUUUUUUCCUCACCAGACUACAUGAAAAAAGAGAAUGUGUUAUAAAAGUCAGUAAGCAAGUUUCUGUUUUUUUAAAACAAGGGUAAGGAUGGCAGAUUGGGGACAUUUUAAAGUAAAAAUGGUAUCAGGUGACAGUUUCCUUUCAGAAAUGUCUUUUAGUGGCUCAGAAACACUAAAAAUGUAUGAUUACCUGUCAGGAAAUAGAAUUUCUUUCUUUUCCCUUUAAAGUUAAUACAGAUAAAACCAAUAACAAUUUUAAUAUGUAUUCUCCUAAGAGCAUGAUGCACCACAGAAACUGAGCAUAAUAAAUUGUAAGUUAUGGGCUUGCCAGUACUGUGUCUGUACUUUGCCAUCCUUGUAUGGCUACCCUUAUAUUCUAAAUAGCUCAGUGUGUUCAGUUAUUAAAGAGUGCAAAUAGUUUAAGUGUAAGAAUAUAUCGGACACAUAACUGGCCUUAGAGAUUGAAUGUAGUCUGGUUUUGUCUGGCAUAAAAUGCACCUUUUCACCAGCCAUUAAACCCUGUUUGUGUCCUUAUUUUCCUAAAGUAAGCACAUACGGUAUUUGACAUAAGUAUUUAAGUGGCAAAACCAUCACAAGCCGAGGAGGGAUGCAGACUAUCACAGGCUUUCUCAGACAUGUUAAGCUGCAAGCCACUUUACCCAUACCAGCAGGAGAGGCCUAACACGAGGAUUUCACUAUACCCAGCAUUGCAACAGUAAGAACUACCCAUUCAGCCUUCCUUCCUUUAGACACAUCCAGUUGUCUUGUGAUUGGCUGAAUAUUGUAAAGUGCAGUUUAAAAUAGUAUAUGCUAAUUGCUUUACUUCAAAAAGACCACUGAGGUAUUGAUUAUUUUUGUUAUAAAAGAGUGGAAAUAAAACAUCACUACUGAA
Trichomycterus rosablanca is the source of this 2695-nucleotide messenger RNA. RefSeq names its product autophagy related 14 (gene atg14). Bases 195 to 1739 code for a protein of 514 amino acids. The transcript has 10 exons. Gene Ontology annotation, biological process: cellular response to starvation; mitophagy; autophagosome assembly. Gene Ontology annotation, cellular component: extrinsic component of phagophore assembly site membrane; autophagosome; phosphatidylinositol 3-kinase complex, class III. NCBI's taxonomy places the organism in Eukaryota, Metazoa, Chordata, Actinopteri, Siluriformes, Trichomycteridae. The record is from RefSeq and is a predicted model, not a curated record.